Brassica napus (rape) is the source of this 2355-nucleotide messenger RNA. Its product is annotated as LRR receptor-like serine/threonine-protein kinase IOS1. Gene Ontology annotation, biological process: protein phosphorylation. The record is from RefSeq and is a predicted model, not a curated record. Bases 1062 to 2207 code for a protein of 381 amino acids. Gene Ontology annotation, molecular function: ATP binding; protein binding; protein kinase activity. The transcript is spliced from 10 exons. NCBI's taxonomy places the organism in Eukaryota, Viridiplantae, Streptophyta, Magnoliopsida, Brassicales, Brassicaceae.
AAAUGUAAUUGCAUUCUAACCAAACACAGUGAAAAAUAACAACAACAAAAAAAACCUCACGUGGUCGGAUAAAUUAUGUACACCUCACUUGUUUUUACUAGGCCCUGUUUAGGUUUUAAAAACAUGUCUUAGACCACUUGUAAUGUUGUACAGGAUAGUCUACAUUCAUAAACAAAACACGAAAGUAGACAAAUAAUUAGAUCAGAAUUGAUCACUAAAUUUGACUCUGAGGUCGCAAUAAUAACCGUAAUAUAAACCAAAUCUGUGUUCAUUUCUAUUCAUCCGCUUUUUUCCUUUUCUUAGAAUUGUCAGAGAAUUAUGAGAAUGAUGGGGUUUUCCAUGUAUCUUUUUGUUCUUCUUGUCUUAGGUUUUGGUCUUGCACAAAAUCCGUCAGGAUUCACCAGUUUAACUUGUGGUGCUCCGAUGGGAACUAGCUUCCUAGAAAAAGCAACAAAUAUAACAUACAGCUCUGAUGCGCCUUACAUCGAUACCGGCAUUGGCAGGAGCAUCAAAUCAUCGUACCAGAGCAAAUCAGAGCAACAAACAUGGUACCUCCGGAGUUUUCCACAGAGCUCUAGAAGCUGCUAUACCUUCAACCUGACCACAGGCGAUAAGUAUCUGAUCAGGGCCAUUUUCUUCCAUGGUGGUUAUGACACAAGACCCUCUACUAAGUUCGAUCUCCACCUCGGGCCUAACAAAUGGGCGACAGUUUCAACCGCCGAGGAGACCAAAUCUGAAACCUUUGAAAUCAUACACAUAUUGGCCACUAGCAGGUUACAAGUCUGUCUCGUCAAAACAGAGGAUUCAACGCCAUUCAUCUCCGCUAUAGAGCUGCGUAAACUCACCAGCAAAGCGUACGCGAACGAGUCGGGUCCUUGCAGACUUUCUUGAGAGCAGACAUUGGCUCCUUCUCUAAACAAUCUUUAAGGUACGGAUCUGGUGUCUAUGGAGCAGAUGUCUUUGAUCGUAUUUGGCUGCCAUACAACUCCGAAAACUGGUCACAGAUUAGAACCGAUAAUAGUGUAGACAACGAUAAUGGAUUUAAGGUGCCAGAAAAUGUUAUGGCCACGGCCUCUGUUCCAACAGACCCCGACGCUCAUAUGAACAUUUCGCUAACCGGUUUGCACCAGACAUCACGGUUCUACGUCUGCCUACACUUCUCAGAGAUCCAAGAGCUCGGUCCCAAUGACACCAGAGAGUUUAAGGUGAUGUACAACGGAAGGCUCAUCAUAGAUCCCUUUAAGCCAAUAAGUUUCUAUACUAGUUCCUUUAUCGGAGAUGAACUCGGUCCGAACGCAAAUGGACAGUGCACAUUUUCGCUUCAAAAGACUGCGAGUUCCACACUGCCUCCUCUGCUCAACGCCAUGGAGGUUUACAUGGUGAACUCGUUAUCGCAGAAUGAAACCGAUACAAAAGAAGUUGAUACGAUGAUAAACAUCAAGUUGAGUUGCGGCAUCAGUAAGGUUGACUGGCAAGGAGAUCCAUGCGUACCGCGGGAUUACAUGUGGUCUGGUGUUAACUGCAGUUACAUUGACAGUGAGCAACCAAAGAUCAUUUCAUUGAACUUGACUACCCAUGGCUUAACCGGGGAGAUACAGGAAUCCAUAUCAAACCUAAGUACUUUACAAGUUCUUGAUUUUUCUAACAACAGCCUGAUUGGUCCGGUCCCGGAAUUCCUAGCUCAUAUGACAAGUUUAAAAGUCAUAAAUCUGUCAAGCAAUUUGCUAUAUGGUUCAAUUCCUACUAGUCUCCUAGAUAAAGUGCAAAGAGGAUUGGUUUCACUGAGCAUCGAAGGAAAUCCUGGAAUAUGUUCCUCUGCUUCAUGCGCAACCACAAACAAGAAGAAGACGAAGACGAAAACCAUGGUUAUUGCAUCAGUUGCUGCAUCAAUAUUUUUGAUCUUAGUCAUUUUUUUAGUUAUCCUCAAGAGGAGAGCCAAGCUUGGUCGUUAUCCCAAUUCAGAUGAUGAUGAUAAUAAUCUUCAGCAGUGCAACAAUCAAAGUAGCUUCUCAGAAAUGGCAAACAACAUGUUCACGUAUGAAGACUUGGCGCAAGCGACCGAUAACUUCUCCAAUGUCAACCUCAUUGGCCAAGGCGGGUUUGGUUAUGUUCAUAAAGGAGUUCUUCCCGAUGGAACGGAGGUUGCGAUUAAGCAGCUUAAAGCUGGAAGAAGACAAGGGGAACGGAAGUUUCGGGUAGAGAUAUAGAUUAUAAGUAGAGUCCAUCACAGGCAUCUUGUGUCCCUCCUUGGUUACUGCGUAACCGGAACUCAAAGAUUGCUUGUCUAUGAGUUUUUGCCCAAUAAAACACUGGAGUUUCAUUUGCAUGGUACGUGCGAUUAAUGGUUUCCGAGAA